CAACCUUGGAGGUUCUCUGAAACUGAAGUUUGCUUCUUGGGAAAUAGGAAUAUGAAAUAGCAAGUCUGUAUGGUAGACCUUUAUUAAGAGAUCUACCACGCUCCUGGCAUGUACUCAAUGUCCGCUGGGCAGUUGGUCGGGUUAGCUAUUGUCAUCAUUGUCCCUGUAGAUGGAAACAAGUGUCUGGUAACCAUGGGACAGCCUUCCCUCGGCAGCAGAUCUGUGGCACUGACCUUGCCUCACCUGUUGGGGCCAGCACCUGGGAAGGCGUUUACAUUCUUGGCAUUCCUCUUGCCACUGGGGGCUGCUGGGAUCUGGUGAGAGGCCUUGUAGAUGGGGGAAGAGGGGAAGCUGAGGAGAAUGGAUCUUUUCAACCUCUAUGUUAGGUCAUGAGAAAGCCCCUCCCAGGUUCCCUCCACCGAAGGCCCUUCUUAGCCUUUUUCUCACAUGACUUCGAAGUAGUUGGCUUGUAAGUUUUGGGUUUCAUGGUGCUCAGGCUGGAACUCCGGAACAUUCUGCAUGCUAGCACCCUAUCCCUGAGCCAUCCCUGCAGCCUGAAGUCAGCGGCAUGAAGUUCCUUCUGUGAAACGGGCAUGCUAGUUGCACCCCUAAUCACCCAGUAGCUAGCUGGCGGAGUAAGCUGAUUGGAAGUGGGGCUGGCGUGCAUGUAGCCAACAGUCACACGGGCUAACUGCAAUUACAAACUAUAGAUGUGGAAACUAAGGGUCAGAAGGUCAAGUUACAAGCAGGCAGAAACUGGCAUCCCCCAAAAGCUGGGUUACUGUGGAACCUACCAGGGUGCAGGAGAGCCCCAGGGAUGGAAGAGGGUUCCUUCUGGUAGAAGACUACUGCUUGUCCUGGUAUGGAGAACACAUACAGUGUGACCGUGGGUGGCAGCUGUUGUCAGCGAUGUAGCCUGGAAACAAACGCACGUGUGUGCUGACUGUCACCAGGGCCGCCCAGGAGACCUAAGGGUACUGCAGCCUCAGCCUGGGCUGGCCAGGACUGUCUGCUGGCCAAGGAUCUGACUGAUGAGAUAUGUCCCCAUCAAGGCACUGCAUGAUGACACGUGUUUAGCGUGGGAUGAAAUGCUGCACGGGUACCAAAGGGCUGACGGAAAUGGGAGUCUGGCUGAACCCUAGGAAGUUGGUGGUAGCGAGGAGACGCCAUGGCAGGGCUGAGCCAAAGCAGCUGUGGAGGAUGUGAACGGCCCCUGAAGCCCUAACUGCUCUGUCCAUCAUGAUCCAGAGGCUGUGGGCCAGCCGCCUGCUACGGCAUCGGAAAGCCCAGCUCCUGCUGGUCAACCUGCUGACCUUUGGCCUGGAGGUGUGCCUGGCUGCUGGCAUUACCUAUGUGCCGCCCCUUCUGCUGGAAGUAGGGGUAGAGGAGAAGUUCAUGACCAUGGUGUUGGGCAUUGGCCCAGUGCUGGGCCUGGUCUCUGUUCCACUCCUCGGCUCAGCCAGUGACCAGUGGCGUGGGCGCUAUGGCCGCCGGAGGCCCUUCAUCUGGGCUCUGUCCCUGGGUGUCUUGCUAAGCCUCUUUCUCAUCCCAAGGGCUGGCUGGCUGGCAGGGCUGCUAUGUCCGGAUGCCAGGCCCCUGGAGUUGGCCCUGCUGAUCUUGGGAGUGGGGCUGCUGGACUUCUGCGGCCAGGUGUGCUUCACUCCGCUAGAGGCUUUGCUCUCUGACCUCUUCCGGGACCCAGACCACUGCCGUCAAGCCUUCUCUGUCUAUGCCUUCAUGAUCAGCCUCGGGGGCUGCCUAGGCUACCUCUUACCUGCCAUUGACUGGGACACCAGUGCGCUGGCCCCCUACCUGGGCACUCAGGAGGAAUGCCUCUUUGGCCUCCUCAGCCUCAUCUUUCUCGCCUGCAUGGCAGCCACUCUGUUUGUGGCUGAGGAGGCAGUCCUGGGCCCACCCGAGCCAGCAGAAGGGCUGUUGGUUCCCUCCGUGUCACCCCGCCGCCGCUGCCCGUGCCGUGUCGGCCUGGCUUUCCGGAAUCUGGGUGCCCUGUUUCCCCGGCUGCACCAGCUCUGCUGCCGCAUGCCUCGCACCCUGCGCCGGCUCUUCGUGGCUGAGCUGUGCAGCUGGAUGGCACUCAUGACUUUCACACUGUUCUACACAGACUUUGUGGGAGAGGGGCUGUACCAGGGCGUACCCAGAGCCGAGCCAGGCACUGAGGCCCGGAGACACUAUGAUGAAGGCAUCCGAAUGGGCAGCCUGGGGCUCUUCCUGCAGUGCGCCAUCUCCCUCUUCUUCUCCCUGGUCAUGGACAGGCUGGUACAGCGGUUUGGCACCCGGGCAGUCUAUCUGGCUAGUGUGAUGACCUUUCCUCUGGCUGCUGGUGCCACAUGCCUGUCACACAGCGUGGUCGUGGUAACAGCCUCGGCUGCCCUCACCGGCUUCACCUUCUCGGCCUUGCAGAUCCUGCCUUACACGCUGGCCUCCCUCUACCAUCGCGAGAAACAGGUGUUCCUGCCCAAAUACCGAGGGGACGCUGGAGGUGGUAGCGGUGAGGACAGCCAGACAGCCAGCUUCUUGUCAGGCCCUAAGCCAGGAGCUCCCUUCCCCAAUGGACACGUGAGCCCCGGCAGCAGCGGCAGCAUCCUGGGGCCUCCACCUGCACUCUGCGGGGCCUCCGCCUGCGAUGUCUCCAUGCGAGUGGUGGUGGGUGAGCCACCCGAGGCCAAGGUUGUUACUGGACGGGGCAUUUGCCUGGACCUCGCCAUCCUGGACAGUGCCUUCCUGCUGUCCCAGGUGGCUCCAUCCCUGUUCAUGGGCUCCAUUGUCCAGCUGAGUCACUCUGUCACUGCCUAUAUGGUGUCAGCUGCAGGCUUGGGUCUGGUCGCCAUUUACUUUGCCACACAGGUAGUGUUUGACAAGAAUGACUUGUCCAAAUACUCUGUGUAGAUGCUGUAAGGCAUCGAGGAAGGGUCUGCCUCAGGAGUCUUGGCCUGGAGGGCUGCUAAGCUGGCCUUUCCAGGUCUGUUGUUGCCUAGGUGGUGUAGCUCUCUGCUGCCCCCCUAAGGCUGUGAGGUGUGUAGUUGCACAGAUAGAAGCUGGCCCACUGGCCGCGUCUCACAUGGGUAUCCGACUGAAGUUCCAGGGGUACAAGUGCAGGUUUGUACCAGUGCAUUACCAAGGCUCAGAGUUAACGGCUAACCUCCGGCUUGAGUCACCACGGAAGGAUUUAGGGACCUGAAUGAACUUCCCUCUUAAGUCUCUUGUCCAGAUUCUGCCCCUGUUGCUCUUGCAUGGGCCUUUCCUCCGUAGGGUUCGACAGGAUGGAAGGAGGAAGGAGGAGCCCCAAGAGGCAUGAUGAGACCCCGUGGUUCACAGCACCGCUUUUCUGCUGAGUCUCCCGCCCCACCUGUUCCGGGAAAUGGCUCAGCUUGUUGGCCCUUGUGUUGGCCCUUGUGUUGCCGUCAGGGAGGCACAGGCCUUUAAAUAUUUAAUUUAUUUAUUUAACAAUUAGAAGUAAAAUUCAUUCCCAUUUUGUGUGCCUAGGAGUUGAGUAGGGUGGGAUCCCCAAGGAUUGGUUCUCCUAAAAUAGCCGAUACUGCCAGACUCCUCUUCUAGGGUGAUAGAUAUGUUCCCCCAAACUGCCUAGCCCAGUCCCUUGGGCAGUCCUGUUCACCCUUACUGAGAUGUCCCCACUCGAGUUGAGGGAAAGGUUCUUCACAACAUGCCAAGUCCCACUUUUCUCUCGCCCCAGCUUGGUUCCCCUGCUGCCCCCCACCCAGGACUGAACCCAUGACGCAAUUGCCCUUCCAACCCUGUCCACUGGCUCCAUGACCUCAAUGUGGGACUUCUUGAACCCGAAGCACAAGUGUGGUUCCUAAGGCCUCUGCCUCUGCAGCCCCGGGGGCGUAUCUGUCACAGCCUGGGGAAUCUCACACAAACUCAGGAGUACUCCCUGCCAGAGCCGAGGAGCUCUCGUCUAGGGGGUGGAUUUUCAGUGCUGAUUGCAAUAAUGUUGUGUCUUAUUUAUUUAGCAGAGUAAAUAUUUUAUACUGUAUGUGAGAAAUCAGAGUAUAAUGUUUAUGGUGACGAAAUUAAAAGCUUCUUAUAUGUUUA
Messenger RNA from Myodes glareolus (Bank vole), 4074 nucleotides. The record is from RefSeq and is a predicted model, not a curated record. NCBI's taxonomy places the organism in Eukaryota, Metazoa, Chordata, Mammalia, Rodentia, Cricetidae.